UCGGCUCUCCUUCGUACGGGCGCAGCGCCGAGCGCGGCAGCGGCGGUGGACACCACAGCGGCGGAGUCCUGCGCCGGCUGAGUCGUGCACCUUAAGGCAGACAUCUCCAGUUGUUGUUUGAGGAGAUGCAGCAGCCAGAUGGAUUGAGUUUCGUGCUUCUUUGAACACUCAGCUGCAAAUCACAUGGGCUCUGAAUUAAGCCAAAUUUCGAAUGUUAUGGAUGAGCAGAAGAGAAUCUUGAAGCAGAAAGAAAACGAAUGCAAUAACUUAUCAACUCUAUCUCCAUCAAAUGAUUCAGGUACUUGCAAACCAACAUGGGACCAGAUACUGUGUUGGCCAGAGACAGAGCCUGGAGAAACUCAAAUUCUGCCGUGCCCAGGAUAUUUCUUCGGGUUUGAUCCUAAGCAAAAUGCAACAAGAUUCUGUCACGACAAUGGUACCUGGAUGCAAUGGAGUAACUAUUCCGAAUGCUACGAUUCUUUGUACGCAACUGUGACUGAGCCUUUUACGGGAGCUCUUAAUGAUUCUACUCUAGCGGCGUACCUGCCAGUUGUAACUGAUAUUUCGAGAGCUGGGUAUAGCAUUUCUCUUCUGUCACUACUCCUUGCUUUCUCCAUUUUGGCUUCUGUGAGAACAUUAAGAUGUCCAAGAAAUAUAUUGCACAUGCACCUAUUUGCAUCAUUCAUUAUGAGAGCAUUUGUAAUACUACUAAAAGAUGUACUUUUCGUCCUUGGAGUUGGUCUUCCAAGUAACCUCGUAGAACGAAGUGGCAGAUAUUACUUCAGAGUACCUGCAGAGGGCACCAUCUGGGACUGUAAAUUAGUUUCAAGCAUAUGGCAGUAUUUCAUGUUGGCAAAUUACAGUUGGAUAUUGAUGGAAGCGCUAUAUUUACACAACCUUAUUUUCAGUGCACUCUUUUCAGAUAGGAGCAGCAUUAAGGUUUACAUCAUUCUAGGCUGGGGUUUGCCACUCCUCUGUGUCAUCCCCUGGAUUGUAUGCAGGAUUUACAUAGAGGAUGAUUUAUGUUGGACUGUAAACAGAAAUAAAAUUGUGUUUGGGAUAAUAUUUGUUCCUAUAGCGGUCUCGAAUAUCAUAUGCUUCAUAUUAUUUGUAAUCCUUGUGUGGGUUAUAUUAAGGAAACUGCGAUCAUCGGUGUGUGAGGAAACAAAAAUCUACAGACGUCUGGCGAAAUCUACACUCGUACUUAUACCGUUGUUUGGUGUGCACUACGUAAUAUUCCUGGGAUUUCACUUGUAUUCAGAACCUGAAAGUACAACAGAGAUGGUUGCACUUUUUAUAAACCAGUUGUUUACCUCAUUCCAGGGUUUCUUCGUAGCACUGCUCUACUGCUUCCUGAACGCGGAGGUGGGGACGGAGCUGAGCAAGUCGUGCUCGUGGUGGUCGAGGCGGCGCGGCAGGGCCGGCGGCGGCAGGGGCGGCGGCGCGAUG
Messenger RNA from Schistocerca gregaria, 1449 nucleotides. Its product is annotated as parathyroid hormone/parathyroid hormone-related peptide receptor-like. The record is from RefSeq and is a predicted model, not a curated record. The transcript is spliced from 13 exons. Gene Ontology annotation, cellular component: plasma membrane. Gene Ontology annotation, biological process: cell surface receptor signaling pathway; adenylate cyclase-modulating G protein-coupled receptor signaling pathway. The annotation marks the transcript as partial. NCBI's taxonomy places the organism in Eukaryota, Metazoa, Arthropoda, Insecta, Orthoptera, Acrididae. Gene Ontology annotation, molecular function: peptide hormone binding; G protein-coupled peptide receptor activity.